AUAUGGUUCGUGCAAGCCCCUUUCAACUUGGAUUUGGUGUCCAUUUUUUUCUAAUAAAAUGGGAAACUGCAUAUAUAUAGUUGCAAGCAUGGAGAUACACACAUACGCGCCUGAUACAGUAUACAUCAUCAGACUUUAUGUCAGUUCCCCUCUGAUAUAUACAGCACAUCACAGGACCCUGUUUGUUGGUUUCUAAUUUGCAGCUUGCUAGCCAGCACAGCAUGCAUACAAGUAUACUCUAGUAUCCUCUUCUAUACAUCUUAUUACAGAGAUCUAGCUGGCUACAAACCUACAAGCACAUCCGAUCCGAUCCAUGGUGAUGGCGGCGAAGAAGGCUUACCUGAUCGCCGUCGUCAUCCUGCUCAUCUACACAGGCAUGUUCGUCUUCUCCAAGGCGGCCUUCGACCAUGGCAUCAACACCUACGUCUUCAUCUUCUACCGAAUGGCCGCCGCGUCGCUGUUCCUCCUGCCUAUUGCCAUUGCCCUCCAAAGAGGCCAAGCUAAGGGAUUACUCAUCAGCUGCAGAGAGAUACGUAUUAUUAUUUGCACGUACGCGCAGGAAGAAUGUGCGGUCCAUGUCCGUGGUGCUCCUUCUCCGGCUCUUCUUCUACGCCUUGGUCGGGAACACGUUCAGCCUGAACCUGUACAACGUCAGCAUGAAGAUGACAACGGCGACCGUGGCGUCGGCGUCGAGCAACUCCAUGCCCGUCAUCACCUUCUGCCUGGCGCUGCUGCUGAGGAUGGAGGCCGUCAGGCUGAGGACCACCCCCGGCGUGGCCAAGGCCACCGGCGUCGCGCUCUGCCUCGCCGGAGUCUUGGUGCUCGCGUUCUACGCCGGGCCGGCGCUGAGCCCCGUCAACCACCACCGCGCCUUCGCCGUCUCCGGCGAGACAACGACUCCGAGCAGGGUGACGUGGAUCAAGGGCACGUUGCUCAUGGUCCUCGUCAACGCCACAUGGGCCCUCUGGAUCGUCGUGCAGUCUACAUUGUUGAAGGAGUACCCGAACAAGAUGCUUGUGACGGUGACACAGUGCGUGUUUAGCACCGUACAAUGCUUCGUUGUGGCAGUGGUGGCUGAGAGGGACUUCUCCAAGUGGAAGCUCCGACUCGACGUCAGCUUGCUCGGCAUCGUUUACACGGGGUUUGUGGUGACGGGGGUGUCCUACUAUCUUCAAGCAUGGUGUAUGGAGAUGAAGGGCCCUGUGUUUCUAGCAAUGUCGAACCCGCUCUGUUUCGUCUUCACUAUCUUCUGCUCCUCUUUCUUUCUCGGAGAGAUUGUCCACCUCGGCAGCAUUCUGGGUGGAGCCCUGUUGGUUGCCGGCCUUUACAGCGUCCUCUGGGCUAAAAGCAGGGAGGCUAUAAAAUUGGAGGAAUCACAGGAGGAGGGAAAUAAAGAAGAGAACAAGGAAGCAGCAGCAGCAGCACCGUUCGCGGUUGAACAAGUGUGAUCAUCGUGCGCUUGUAUAUUCUGAGUAGGCUGGGUUUGGGCUUUCAAGUAGGUGUAAGAUAGUAAAUGGCUAGCAUCAAUCAACCUUGUGACUUGGACUAAAACAGAGAAUCAGAGAUUAGGAUGGUGAUAGAUCUCCAUGAAUAACGGGAUUUCAUUGCUAUGCAAAAUCACAGAAGAGUAGCAGGUGGACUGCCAUUGUUUCUACA
Panicum virgatum (switchgrass) is the source of this 1656-nucleotide messenger RNA. Its product is annotated as WAT1-related protein At5g64700-like. The transcript has 5 exons. Lineage: Eukaryota; Viridiplantae; Streptophyta; Magnoliopsida; Poales; Poaceae. The record is from RefSeq and is a predicted model, not a curated record. Gene Ontology annotation, molecular function: transmembrane transporter activity. Gene Ontology annotation, cellular component: plasma membrane. The coding region runs from base 408 to 1448 and encodes 346 amino acids.